GUACAUUUGCUUCCUUUACCUACUUUGAUGUCUUUUGGAGCUGGACUUUUACUUCUUUAUUUUUGGUCCCUGAGUGUGGUUCCUAGGAUGCCCCCCCCCCGCAAAAUCCGUGCUGGAGAUUCGCUGAGAGCCAUGGCUAUUUUUGUUAGAAGCUGAUACUUUAGCCUGAGCUGCAAGCAUUGCCUUGGGAGAGGGGUUAGUUUCUUGGGAGGUAGGGAGGGCAGGGCUUUACAGAGAAGAUAGCUCAAAAGAAGAAGAAAAGGAGAAAAAGAGACCCCCCUCCCAAGAAAGUAAGAACUACAGAGGACCUCCCACAUUUUAAUUUGGAAUCUCCGUCAAGAGUCAGUGCUGAGCCUGACAUCUUCUCUCAGCUGCCAACAGAACUUGACCUUUUCACCAUAGUCAUCACCAUUAUGACUGAGAUUACCGCAGAAGGGCCUGUGUCCACCACUACAGUGAUAGACAGCAAGAAUGGAACAGUCCCCAUGCCACACAUGAAAAUGUCCAAGAGGUCCAUGUCAGAAGAUCUUGUGACAACAUUCAAUUCACCAGCAGCAUGGCUGCUUGUUGUUGCACUAAUUGUUACCUGGUCGGCUGUGGCUAUUGUCAUGUUUGACUUGGUGGAUUAUAAAACAUUGGCAGGACGUUCUGUGAAUAAACUAACUACUGACCCACUGAGAAUCAUACAUGGUGCCGUGGAAGAGACCACUGAUUGGGUUUAUGGCUAUCUUUCAUUGCUAUCGGACCUCAUAUUUGAAGAUGAGGAAGAAAGUGAAAGAGGUGAAGUGGAACCUUCCUUGAAAAUAAAAGAAGAAAUACAACCACCAGUCAAAAAGAAAGAGAUUCAGAUAGACAAGACUGAAAAACCAGAGACAAUUGAAAAAAAGCCUCCACCGAAAGUAAUUCACAAAGAAAAACUCGAGAAACCUGAAAAACAGGAGAGACCUGAGAAACCUGAAAAAUGGGAGAAACCCGAGAAACCUGAAAAAUGGGAGAGACCUGAAAAAUGGGAGAAACCCGAGAAACCUGAAAAACGGGAGAGACCUGAAAAACCUGAAAAACAAGAGAAACCCGAGAAACCUGAAAAAUGGGAGAAACCCGAGAAACCUGAAAAACGGGAGAGACCUGAGAAACCUGAAAAAUGGGAGAAACCACAGAAACCUGAAAAAUGGGAGAAACCUGAGAAACCUGAAAAAUGGGAGAAACCCAAGAAACCUGAAAAAUGGGAAAAACCUGAGAAACCAGAAAAACAAGAGAAACCUGAAAAACCUGAAAAACGGGAGAAACCGAAGAAACCUGAAAAAUGGGAAAAACCUGAGAAACAUGAAAAACAAGAGAAACCUGAGAAACUUGAAAAAUUGGAAAAACUCAAGAAACUAGAAAAACCUGGAAAAAAAGAAGUAUCUAAAGUGCACAAAGAAAAGCUGGAAAAACAUGAAAAACCUGAAAAGAGAGAAAAGCCUGGAAAGAAAGGGAAACCUGAACAACCUGAGAAACUGGAAAAAAAAGAAAAAGCCAUAGUACCUCCCAAGGAGAAGCCUGCAAAACAAGAAGAGCUGAAAAAGAAACCACCUCCUUCACUGAAAGUAACAGAAAAAGUAAAACAUGAACGACAAGAAAAAAUGGAAAAGAAACUUCCUCCACAAGACAAGAAGAGCAUCAAAGUUGAAGAGAAGGCUAAAAAAGAUGUGAAAGAAGAAAGGCCAGAACCCAAGGCAUCUGGAAGAGUGAAACAUAUGGAAGCUAAAAUAGAGAAGAUGACAGCACCACCAAAAGCCAAAGCAAGGGAGGAGACAGCAAUGACGCUUACAGAAAAGUCAGAAAAGAAAGAUCAAUAUGCAUUCUGUCGCUAUAUGAUUGACAUGUUUGCACACGGGGAUUUUUAUACAGGACCAACUCCUCACCUAUUCUUAUCACAGACUCCAGGAAUGACACCGGCCGUUCCAGCUGCUGAAGUGGGAAAGCCUAAUGUGACAACAACAAAAGCAAUAAAAGAAGAAAAGGGAAAAAAGGUAAUUCAAGAAAAGAAAGCUAUUCCAGAAGUUAAAAAGAAAGAAGUGGAAAAGGAAAAGAAGGUAACCCAUGAGAAGAAAAUUAUUCCUGACAUUAAAAAGAAAGAAGCCGAAGAAGAAAAGAAGGUAAUCCAUGAGAAGAAAAUUACUCCUGAAAUUAAAAAGAAAGGUGAAGAAGAAAAGGUAACCCACGAGAAGAAAAUUAUUCCUGAAACUAAAAAGAAAGAAGUGGAAGAAGAAAAGAAGUUAAUCUAUGAGAAGAAAAUUAUUCCUGAAAUUACAAAGAAAGUGGAAGAGAAGAAGGCUGUCCACGAGAAGAAAAUUAUUCCUGAAAUUAAAAAAAAAGAAUCAGAAGAGGAAAAGAAGGUAACUCAUGAGAAGAAAAUAUUUCCUGACAUUAAGAAGAAAGAAGCAGAAGAGGAAAGAAAGGUAACUCAUGACAAGAAAACUAUUCCUGACAUUAAAAAGAAAGAGGAAAAGAAGGUAACCCAUGAGAAGAAAGUUGUUCCAGAAAUUAAAAAGAAAGUGGAAGAAGAAAAGAAGGUAACCCAUGAGAAGAAAAUUGUUCCUGAGAUUAAAAAGAAAGAGGAAAAGAGGGCAAUCCAUGAGAAGAAAGUCAUUCCUGAAAUUAAAAAGAAAGUGGAAGAGGGAAAAAAUAUUACCCUUGAAAAGAAAAUUAUUCCUGAAAUUAAAAAAACAGAAAAAAAAGAGGAAAAAAAGAAAACUCCUGAGAAGACAGCUGUCCCCGAAGUUAAAAAAGCAGAACCAGAAAGAAUAACGCCUUCUCCUCCAGCUGGAAAGAAAGAAGUUGCCAAGACACCUGUGGCAGCUAAGCCUGUAGCAGUAGUUUCCAAGACACCAGUGGCAGUGAAGCCAGUAGCAGCUAAGCUUGCAGCAGUGAAACUACCAACGAAGGAAGUACCUGUAAAAGCAGCUGUAGCCAUAGAAACUCAUAAGUCAAAAGUUGAAAUUCAUAAAUCAAAAGAAGCUAAACGAGCCAAACACGAACCUACUACACAUCUAACUAAAAAAGCUGUACAUGAAAAGAAAGAAGAUAGACCACUGAAGGCAGUGAAGCAAGAAAAACCAAAGCCUAAAGAAGCAAAACUUGAGAAAGAAAAAGCAGUGACACCCUCCGGUACCCAAAAGCAUAAGGAUAAAGAACAUGCUAAGGAACAUGCUAAAGUAAAAGAGGCACAGCAUCGUGGGAUAUCAAAAGACAAAGAGGCUGUGGAAGAAAAACAGUCAAAGACCCCAGAAGCCCCCAAACAGAAGGAACCCAUUAAAAGAAAAGAAGUGAAACCUUCUGCUCCUUCAAAGCUCAAUGGGACCACUAAGGGAACAGACCUGAAGUCACCAGUAGCCAGUAAGAGAGAUGCUAUAAAAGAAAAAGUGAAGCUUCCAGUUGUUGGCAAAGAAAAGGCGGAAGUAAAACUAAAGGAAGCAAAACCUCCGGUUGCCCAGAAACAAAAAGAGGGAAAAGUCAAAGAGAACAAAACAGCUACCAUUGUAAAAGCAGCCAAGCCUAAGCCAGAAAAACAAGAAGAUAUUAAACGUGAAAAAGAAGUUUCUCAAGGAAAGCCAGCCAAAUCAAAGGAUGUUACAAAGCCAUCAGCUGAAAUCACAGUAACAGACAAGAAAAAAGCAGAAAAGCCUGUGAAGGAAAAAGAAGGAAAAACACUUCAGAAGACACAUUUGAAAGAGGAAAAGGCCAAAGUUACAGCAGUAAAAAAACACCAUCAACAUCACAAUGUAACAACAGACAAGAUUUCAAAAACUGCAAAGUCAACAGCUUCUGUCCGCUACUAUCAGUGUGUAUUUCUAAAUGGAUACAAUGGUUAUACAUCACAAUAUCCUGUUACUCCAGCUCAAGACACCAAAGAGAAAGGCAGACAAUCAAAGACCAGAACACUGAAACAAUAGAGGCACACUACCUGUAAUGUUUCGACAGUUUUGCACUUUAUGUCUUCUGUUGAGGGCCAUAUGAAAUCCAUUGUCACAUGUGAUCAUGGAAAUGUGAUCCAGCGGGUCACGUGGACUUGGAGAUGUUUACUUCUCUUCAUCAGAGCAGAAGCAGUAAAAGAGGGGCAGAUGUACCAGUGUUUCAGGGAGUAUCCAAGUACCCCUUUCCUGGAGGAAAGGCUGUGGUGCUGAAAUAGUACUUGACAGAAAGUAACAUUUAUAUGCAUGUGCUUGCAUUUAUGUGUGGUUCUUUCUUGUUACAAUGUUUCUGGUUUGUCUUUUCAAACCUUGUGGGAACAAAAGAAUUUUCCAUGUAAUUGUCUUUGGGACAAAUGACCCACUUGAAACAAGAAUCAGAAAGAAUCAUUUGUGCCAUUGUUUGCAACCUGUUAGUAUUCAGUUAAAUCAUAGAUUAAUACCAGGGUACUUCACUGAGUCAUGCACCUGUUUUAGGAAUGUUUUUUUUUUGUCAUUAAAUAAUUCAGUAAAGAAUUCAAUAUCUAAAUAGCAACAUCUAGAAGGCAAAAUUAAAGCUCUUCAUUUUUAGUUUCCAAAAACAAAACGGGUAAAGAAACUGUAACAAUAAAACCCAUAUUAUUGAUCUUAGCAAAGAUGUGUAAUAUUGUUUUUUAGCUGUCUGUAAAAAUAAAUGUUGUACUGUGUCCUUGCAAAGUUUGUGCUUAAUAUUGUAUUUCUGCAUUUAAUCUGUGAUGUAUUCUUGUAUUUACUAUGUCAAACCUCAUGAAUUAUCUUAGGAUAAUUCUUUAAAUAAGCCAUUUUUCAUGAGAUGGUAUUUAUUUUGACAAGGUGGCACAAGGUUUCAGAUACUCUAGGGGCUCUAGCAGUUCACAACAGAGUAUGGACCUCUUUUUGAGAUCAAGCUAUUCAAUUUUUUGACAUUUGUCUUGUGAGGAAGGGGUGAAGUCCACUGUAUGUUGGGCUGGUGCCUAAAUCACAAAGAAACAGUCUUGAUGAAAGAUAGAACUACGUGAAUAGAUUAUGCUAGUGAGAAGAAUAACUCUUUGGGAAUAAGAGUGACUCUUUGGGAAUAUAGCUAUGAAUUUAUCCACAGAUAAGCAAAUAACUAUGUGUGCGCCAAUAGGCGACUUUCACAAAAAUAGAUUUUUUUUUAAAUGAACAACUACAGCAACAUCUCAGUGCUGUUGUGAAAUGGACUGUAUGUCUAAGCACAAGCUGAGUGCAUUGAGAGGUGACUGACCUCUACGUCUGCUAUCGUAUUUUUCAUUCUUGAUGAAAGAAUUCAGAAUUUUUAUACCUAAUACCUCAAGAGAAAUAUGAAGACUUUUAAACUGUGCCUGAUUAUGAGGUGAGAUUGCAGAGAUGGCAUUACUUAAAUUUGCCACCAACCCACCCAGAUCAGGAAUGAAUUUUGAGAAUGAUAGGGGCAGAGGUUUCAGAGUCAGCUAUAGGAACUGGCCGGUUGUAGAUGAAUGGCAUCUACCACAGAAACCUUAUGAUUCUGUCAUUUUUUCCUAGUACUUUGAUUGUCUAUUGAUUGUCAUGCUUGAUAAAAUAUAGUUGAAUCUGCUUUCCAGUGACCUGCCCAUUUCAACUAUAGCUUCCUUUGCAUCUUAUUUGAAUACUGCUUAUUAUUGAGUGGCUUUGUUUAUUUUUGAGCUUUCUAAAAUAUAGGUUUAGUGAAGCAUGCCCUUUCCCGGUGCUAUUGAACUUGAAGCAAGUACAAUGACUUAUCUUGCUUUCCACUUUUUUUUCCUGAUAGUAGGAUGACUCAGAGGAAACAAACAGCUGAUUCUAGUCACAGUGUAAAUCAAAUGUUGGCCACUAAUCUGAGAACUUAUUUUUUUAGUUUUGUAGAUGAGGGGAGUGUUGCAUCCUUUCACAAAUCUGGUUAUUCUGAAACCUUGAUAAGCCAUUACUUGAAGUGCAUGCUUUAAAUAACCCUGACUCUUAAGGAUGGAUAUAUUAACUGCUACUUGUUUUGCAAAGUAAAUUGUGCUAAAUAUCUGAUAGGGAUGCAGUAAAUUUUAUAUCUGUUUUAGAAUUUGAAAAAGAAGUUUAUUUGUAUAGGUAAUUUUGUUUUAUCUGUGUUUCUGAGAAAAUGUCUUCUCCUGCACAAUACUGAAACAGAGAGGAAUGGUAUUUUAACUAUUGCUUAGAAUUAAUUACAGACUUUCUGUAUGGGCCAUAAGAUUCUAGGCCAAAUCCAUUUUUUCAUGUUUUUAAUCCUGGAUAAUGCUUUCAUGUGAAGAGAAAGACUGCAAGCAAAAUUCUAAGGACUAUAUUUACCAGUCCACAUGAUGAUAACUUGUUGAUAUACAAUCUUCAUCGCAAAAAAUAUUGGUCCCAGAUGUUUUAAAGACCAGUUCUUCUAAUGGAAGUAUAAAGUCCUAUCAAUACAAUGAGACUGGAAGAACAAAGCUUUGCUCUAUAUCUAAAAAGAAGAAUAAGAAAGAAUCAGCAUUAAAUAAGCAAUCUAUAUCGCUCAGGCCACUCUCUUGAAUCCAGAGAAGUCAAGAACUGCUGUUGAUGGCAAUGGUUGUAAAAUUUUAGACUGAAAUAUAUGUCAUUUUCCUCUAACUACAAA
Messenger RNA from Eublepharis macularius, 6540 nucleotides. RefSeq names its product triadin (gene TRDN). Gene Ontology annotation, cellular component: sarcoplasmic reticulum; membrane. Bases 414 to 3935 code for a protein of 1173 amino acids. The record is from RefSeq and is a predicted model, not a curated record. Gene Ontology annotation, molecular function: signaling receptor binding. The transcript has 53 exons. NCBI's taxonomy places the organism in Eukaryota, Metazoa, Chordata, Lepidosauria, Squamata, Eublepharidae.